ACUUCCCCUCCUACUUCCCCUCCUACCUCCUCAACUACUUCCCCUCCUAUCUCAUCACCUACUUCCCCUCCUACUUCUUCCCCUCCUACCUCCUCAACUACUUCCCCUCCUAUCUCAUCACCUACUUCCCCUCCUACCUCCUCACCUACUUCGCCUCCUACUUCCCCUCCUACCUCCUCACCUUCGUCUCCUCCUACUUCCCCUCCUACCUCCUCACCC
Pleuronectes platessa (European plaice) is the source of this 219-nucleotide messenger RNA. RefSeq lists its product as uncharacterized. The transcript is spliced from 2 exons. The record is from RefSeq and is a predicted model, not a curated record. Lineage: Eukaryota; Metazoa; Chordata; Actinopteri; Pleuronectiformes; Pleuronectidae. The annotation marks the transcript as partial.